GGCUUGGGAAACGCUUCCGAAAAUUGGAUUUAGACAACUCGGGUGCCUUGAGUGUAGAGGAGUUCAUGUCGUUGCCAGAGCUGCAACAGAAUCCGCUGGUGCAACGCGUGAUUGACAUAUUUGACGCAGAUGGCAACGGCGAGGUUGACUUUAAAGGGUUGCCUCCAGGUCAUCCAAGGCAAUUCCAUCAAUAUCCGCCAUUUUCAUCAAUAUCCGCCUUCACAGCUGCCAAAAUGGCGACCAAUGUGGCGGCUGUGAUGGCAGCUAUUGAUGAAAAUUGCGGAAUGGGAUUGGAUGACCUGGAGGCAACCCUUAGAAAGAAUGCCGAAUUGAUUUCAGAAAUUCUGAGAGAAAGCAGGGCUACAACAAAAAAGGGUGCCUCAUCUUCUGAGUGGAGAGCAAAACUCUGCCAGGAGUUCAUCCAAGGAGUUUCGCAGUUCAGUGUGAAAGGAGACAAGGAGUCGAAGCUGAGAUUUGCCUUUCGAAUUUAUGACAUGGACAAUGACGGUUUCAUAUCAAAUGGUGAAUUGUAUCGAGUGUUGAAAAUGAUGGUCGGCAACAACCUCAAGGAUGCGCAAUUGCAGCAAAUUGUUGACAAGACGAUCUUGUUCCAUGACAAGGACGAAGACGGGAAAAUAUCAUUUGAAGAAUUCUGUUCUAUUGUGGGAAAUACGGACGUGCACAAGAAAAUGGUGGUAGACGUGUGAAACCUUAGCGGGCGGAAACUUACCUGAGCCAUAUUACUUGGUGUGCACCUGUUGCUGGUAGCUGGUUGGAAGGUUUUACUUACCCCCUCACUGGGAUUGUCCUGGAUACCGUGGAUGAAGAAUUUUGCAUGCGUGAUUUUGCUUUUUCCUUUCGGUUUUUUGCAUAUGCCAAGUUUGCAAAAACAAAAAAAUUUUGAGGGUUAUUAUUAUCAACAUCACUAUGCGGAUCCUGCCAAAUUGCAGCGUCACUUUUCAGAAUUUUUACUGUUUACGCAUACGUGUCAAUUCGAUUGCCAUAUUCUUUCGUGCAUAUGAUGCUGUUUUUUCUUGCUCUUGCGGAAAAUGAUACGGAAACGGGAAACGUUUGCAAAAAAAAAAAGGAAAGAAAAAGUGUUGUGUGACAUUGCUCUGGAAGGGGUUGUUGUUUUGCCAAACUUUUUUUCAGUUAUCCAUUCAUUUGUGUAUAAUGAUAAAAGAAAAUGUACACGAGUUACUGACUUAAAAGCUUGGCUCAAGGUCAACGCCUGUGUUCAGAGAUCACAUCAAUUAUGCUUGCUUGCGAGACUUGUUGAUACUCAUCAAGCUGAUCACGAUAUUAAUUGGGACACUGGUAGAAAUUACGACUUACAGAUAGUUAGUUUUCAGUGCAAAAAGAACUCAAAGCUUCAUUCGGGAUGACGUUUGCAAUGAGCUUUUUUUGUAUACAUGGAAUGUUUUUUGCUACUUAUAUAAAAAAAGGUGUGUAAAUUUGAAUAACGGUAAGGCUUAGAGAAAAAAUCGGGGUAAUCGCUAACGGAUCAGGUUAAGAAGACGUAGAGCUUGUAGUCCCUUUUUUCUCAUACAAAUCUGUUCUAGUCAUUUUCUAGUUUGAAAACAAUUUACCUGGUGCCGCAUAUUUGAGCAGAGUGCAUUGCGUUUUUUUGUCACUUGGAAGUGUUGCGUGAGCCCUGUCCUGGUUCCUCACUUUUGAGAUGGGGAUACUGCCUACCAUUGGUUGGUGAUGUCUAAUCAUUCUAUUUUUGUAUUCCGUUUACCAUGGAUAUGUGAUUCUGGAAAAUUGCCGAUUCUGUUCUCUCUAAAUGUCUCGUCUCGUCUGGACUCUGCGCUGUGUCAUUCAGUUUUCACCCAUGACUUCAGAACCCGCUGCAGGGGAAAAUUCAUUCAUGGCUCUACGAUCUCAUAUCCAGGAACAGUUGUACACCUGCAGAAAUCUGGGCAAAAAUGUUUCCUUUUUGCUUCCAUGUGAAUUGAUCAUUUGCGAGCCACUCAAUAAACAUUUUGCUAAUCCCGGA
Messenger RNA from Notodromas monacha, 1999 nucleotides. The record is from the annotation of a GenBank genome assembly. NCBI's taxonomy places the organism in Eukaryota, Metazoa, Arthropoda, Ostracoda, Podocopida, Cyprididae.